UGGGCUUGGUGGCGGGUGGUUGCUGGAAGGAGUCUCAGCAGGAAAGCUAGGCUGGGGAGGAGUUCCCCGCUCAGACGAGGCCCUUCCAGAUGGCCGUUUCCAGGGGAAAUUGAUUCUGUGUGAGAUUCUGUCACACGUUUCGGUGAGGAUGAGGAACUGGCGUUACUCCCCUGUGUGAUGCUACAGUGCAACGGAAAGCACAGGGAUAAGAGUGGGGUGGCAAAGUCCUAGGCUGCAGCACGUGAGGAUAAGCCCAAGUGCCGCAGCUGAGAAAUAACGCAGAAAGGAAGGAAAAAAGCUGCUGACCCUUGGAAGGCCUCGGGCAGGCAGGGAUCUCCAGUCAGACACCCUUGCCUCCACUGCCAACCCUUCAGUGAGGUCUGGGAAGGGUCUGCAUGCACCUGAGCUCCCCUGGGUUGGCCCUGCCUUCCCACCAGGUGCUCAAUCACUGCUUCAAGCUGUGACUGAGCAUUGCCACCGCACCCCUGCAAAAUUGCUGCUGGGCCCCAGCCUUCAUUUCAGACAUUCCAAAGGAAGAAGAGCACAGACUUCACAGAGUGCAACUUGUGCUUUAUUGACCCACCGAUGGCUGGCUGUGCCGUAUCCAGCAUAUUUUUAACAAAACCCCACUCGAGUCACGGUGGAGAGCCAAGUGCUCAGCUGGGGCACGGACUGUCCGGUGACAUCACAAGCACAGUGACCUCACAAGCACUGUCUUUCGGGCCGUGGCUGCCACCAGUGAGUGCCACAGCCGUGAGCGCUGCGCAGGAGUGCGGACACGCUGCGUCAGCCCUCGUCCCGGCUGGCAGUGAGAGUGGUGGUGGCUGACGGGUGCUGCCCGCUCUCGCUGACGGUGUUGCUCAGCCAUCGGGCUGGUGUGUUAGCUGGAAGGGAGAAGGCCUGCAGCUGUGCCUGGGUAAGCCACAACCGUAGGUUCGUCAAACACGUGAGUCGUACCAGUGCAUCCCUUGCAGCUGCAGCAAGGGGAGAAGAUGGAUUCAUUCUCAUGACAGGAACGCAAAAUGUGUGCUGCAAGUUAUGUAACUGUAGGUGAGAUGGAGGACAGUACUUGCUGGGAGAGGUCGUGGCAGUUAGACGCAAGUUGGAUCUAGAGUUGGCACAGUUCUUCAACCAGCUGCUUCCGAGACGCUGCCCUCCUCGAGAGUCUAAAUUGCAUAAAAGGAAAGCUGGGGAAAUGCUUAUUCCUCAUUCUUUUCCGGUUCUUGACCCUUUCCUCAGGGUCCCGGUCGGAAAGGCGAUUUUGCGGAUCCAAGCAGUCCAAGAAGGAGGGCGUCCGGCUCUUUCCAAGAGCAGGGAACUCCUCUGAAGCCGAGCUUGCUCUGAGAAUUUCAUCAUGUCUCAGCGAGGAGUCGACUGCUACUUCUAUUUCUACUCCACCUGCACGAAGGUAUGGUUGGGUUUCCUUUGCCUGCAUUUUCUUCCUUGUCCUCAUUCGUAAGAGAAAGGGGUGGAGCAGGGGGAGACCUACCACUGAUGCGUUACCUUCACAACCGGUGGGAUUCUGCGCUCGCUGCUAACAAGCUGGGCUGAUAGCAUGGGCACGUUUCAGGCCGUACUCUUAUUUUCCCGUGUGGUUUCCUUUUGCGUGCAGGGAGACAGCUGUCCCUUCCGCCACUGUGAAGCGGCUCUGGGGAGCGAACAAGUGUGCCGGCUGUGGGUGGAGGGUCGCUGUUCCAGUGGCAACUGCAAGUUCAGGCACAUGAGAAUUGAUAAGAAGCGCAGUGAGAUUCCGUGCUAUUGGGAGGAUCAACCAGGAGGCUGUCAGAAAGCCCACUGCGCCUUUCUCCACUUGAAGGAACGCGGUGGGAACGGACUGGCCGUACCACCAAGCCAAAAAGCUGACGCCAGUGGCCUUCCUCCGAAGAGCGGCCUUGCAGGAAGUCUGGGCAAGAAGCCUGGGAAGGCACCAAAGAGAGUUGACAUCCCAACUUCCUCCCAUGGCCCGGCUGGAAAAAAACGCAAGCGAUCUGAGGAGGAGGAGGGAAAAGUAAAAGAAUUGCCCUGCAAGAAACGAGUCAAGGGUGGACGCAAGGAGGCCGUGAAGCCUAUUGAUUGGAAAACCACCUUCCCCCCCAAGCAGAAACGGAAACGAAAAGCAGCAGAGAUGCAUCCAUCUGCUGCUGAGGACACAGAUGAGCCCCCAGCUAAAAAACUACCUACGGCCAUCGUUCCAGCCCUGCCCGGGGACAGCCUGGUGACCAUUCCUGCAGUCGAAACACCUCCAAGCAGCCUGGAACUGCUUCCAGGAAGCCAGGCGGACUCCGUGGCACAGUCGGAGGUCUCAAGUGCACCAUCCUAUUCCUCACAAGACGCAGCUGAGACACAGCAGCUGAGCUGCGCAGAGGCGGGGGAAGCACUCGUCUCUGAAGAGGACGAUCUCGAGCAGUUCAUGAUGGAGAUCACAGGAGAACUGGAAGGAGAAAUUGAGGUGGACGCUGAGAAGGAUGUGGACGAGCUCCUUCUGGAACUGUCUGACAUCAUUGACAGUGUAACACCAUAGACUGAUUGUCUAUUUUACAACCAACAGCAACAACCACCAAUUAAAACCAACCCUGUUCCUUUUCAA
Messenger RNA from Gallus gallus (chicken), 2587 nucleotides. Its product is annotated as zinc finger CCCH domain-containing protein 11A-like. The record is from RefSeq and is a predicted model, not a curated record. The transcript is spliced from 7 exons. Bases 1556 to 2521 code for a protein of 321 amino acids. NCBI's taxonomy places the organism in Eukaryota, Metazoa, Chordata, Aves, Galliformes, Phasianidae. Gene Ontology annotation, molecular function: metal ion binding.